Phaeoacremonium minimum UCRPA7 is the source of this 375-nucleotide messenger RNA. RefSeq names its product putative peptide alpha-n-acetyltransferase protein. The coding region runs from base 1 to 375 and encodes 124 amino acids. Gene Ontology annotation, cellular component: mitochondrion. The transcript has 2 exons. NCBI's taxonomy places the organism in Eukaryota, Fungi, Ascomycota, Sordariomycetes, Togniniales, Togniniaceae. The record is from RefSeq and is a predicted model, not a curated record.
AUGCACGAACUCCCGCUGACACUACGGAACACAGCCGCGGCGGAGCAUUUUGUCCUCUCAAAUGUCAAGAAGGCCAUCCCCACCAGCGUCCAGGAUAAGUGGCAUGAAUACCGUGCCGCGCUAAAGCAGGCAGAGUUGGAAAACCUCGGGGAUAAUGAGGUCAGUAGGGACAUGGAGAUGGCCGGCUGGGGUGUCAAGGAGGCGGAAGAGGCCAAUCAGACAGAAGCUAGUCUUGCUACGCAGCUCGCGCUGGCAUACGCCAUCCACAAGAGCUUCAUCUUCGUACGAGUGCCCCUUACAGCUGCAGUAACCCCUAAAGUAGUCAAAGUUCUCAGGGGCUGGGGAUGGCAGAUCGGCAAAAGGACCAAGAAAUAA